GUCAUUCACAUCUUGUUUUACCCAUCCUCUUCCUACCAUGCAAACUACUCUAGCUAUAGACAGAAACAACCAGGCUGUUGAACUGCCCGGUACCGCACGACCUGGCCAGACUGGCAUUUUUCGACGCAAAGGAGCCGAGAACGGCCUCCUCUCCAUUCCGCUUUCUCAUCCUGAAAUCAAAACCGUCUAUGAUGGCUUCCAACACGGUCUUAACCUCAUGCCAAACAGCCCCGCUCUAGGUUAUCGUCCAUAUAAUCCAGUGACAGGGACGUAUGGUGGGUAUGUCUGGGAAACUUAUACCCAGGUGAAUGAUCGCAUCACCCGGUUCGGUAGUGGUCUAGUCAAGGUUCAUCAAGAAGCCCUUGGAUUGGCUGCGGUGGCCCAGCGAUGGUCUCUCGGUAUAUGGGCUAUUAACAGACCUGAAUGGACCAUCGCAUCCGAGGCGUGCUCGGCCUACAAUAUCGUCUCUGUUGGCUUGUACGAUACCUUGGGCCCUGAGGCUGUCACCUUCGGCGUCAAUCACUCUGAGUGCUCUGCCGUUGUCACAAGUGCUGAUCAUGUCGCAAGUCUACUGAACGAUAUAACCAAGAUGCCUGGGCUGAAGAUCGUCAUCAGCAUGGAUCCCUUGGAUUCCUCAAACCAACCCGGUCGAGUAGCCGCUGGGUCUGUGCUUAGAACUUAUGCGAAAGAUAAGGGUGUUCUCCUUUACGACUGGGCUGAAAUCGAGGCUAUCGGUGCUCAAUUUGGACGUAAGCAUACUCCUGCAAGUCCGUCUGACAUCUACACGAUUUGCUACACCAGUGGGACAACAGGUUUACCAAAAGGAGCCAUUAUGACCCAUGCCAACAUGGUCGCGGUUAUAGCCUCUGCCGACAUAAUAACGCCCUUAGAAAGCUCAGAUAUCCUUAUUAGCUAUUUACCCUUGCCACAUAUCUUUGGACGCCUCGUAGAAAUCUUUACUUUCUCUUCUGGAGGCAGAAUUGGAUAUAGUACAGGCGACCAGGCUACAUUAUUGGAUGAUUUUGCGCAUCUGAAGCCAACGUUCUUCCCAACGAUUCCUCGUUUGUUGAACCGAGUGUAUGCCAAGGUUUAUGCUGCCACAGUAGGCGCUCCCGGUUUGGCAGGUAUCCUUGCCAGAAAGGGCCUUGAAACCAAGCUGGCGAAUUUGAAAGCUGGGAAGGGUGUCACCCAUCCAUUCUGGGAUCGCAUCCUGUUUUCAAAGGUGAAGCAGGCUAUUGGUGGCAAUGUGCGCCUCAUCUUGACAGCUUCGGCUCCCAUCUCGGCUGAAAUUUUGGCCUUUACCCGAGUUGCCUUCUGUUGUGAAGUAAUGGAGGCGUACGGGCAGACGGAGGGCACAGGGGCCGCCACUAAUACUAACCCAGGGGAGGUAGACGCAGGGCACGUCGGGGCUCCUAAUGCCUGUUGUGAGCUCAAGCUUGUUGAUGUUCCUGCGCUUGACUACUUUGCGACAGAUAAACCCUACCCUCGUGGCGAGAUCUGUGUCCGUGGACCAAGUGUUAUUUCUGGGUAUCUUAAAGAUGAAGCGAAGACGAGAGAAACUAUUGAUGAAGAGGGAUGGUUACAUUCUGGUGAUAUUGGGGUCUUGAGGCCCAAUGGAACCAUUACUAUCAUUGACAGAAAGAAAAACGUUUUCAAGCUCAGCCAAGGAGAGUAUGUAGCGGCAGAGAAUAUCGAAGGAAAGUUCCUAGCACGAAUUCCAUUCAUCCAACAGAUUUUUAUCCAUGGUGACUCGCAUGAAAGUUGCCUGGUCGCUAUUUUGGUCCCUGAGCCAGACAUGUUCAUCCCAUUCGCUAACAAGAUUCUUCAGGACGCCAAUGUCGUGCUGGGUGAUUCUGCUACCUACAAAAAAAUAUGUAAAGAUCAAAAGCUGCGGAAGGCUGUUCUUCAAGAGCUCAUCAGCGCUGGCAAGCAGGCUGGAUUGAAGGGGUUCGAGAUACCCAAGACACUCUUAUUGGAGACAGAAGCGUUCACGGUUGAGAAUGAUAUGAUUACUCCAACUUUCAAGCUAAAAAGGCACGCUGUUGCUAAACACUAUCGCGAGCAAGUCACGGCACUCUACAACGAGAUUCACCAAGCAGAGUCAAAGCUCUAAAGAAU
Molecule: messenger RNA, 2118 nt
Organism: Lobosporangium transversale
Lineage: Eukaryota; Fungi; Mortierellomycota; Mortierellomycetes; Mortierellales; Mortierellaceae
Exons: 8
Coding region: 38-2113 (691 amino acids)
Biological process (GO): long-chain fatty acid metabolic process
Cellular component (GO): membrane; endoplasmic reticulum
Molecular function (GO): long-chain fatty acid-CoA ligase activity
Source: RefSeq, a predicted model, not a curated record